This is a messenger RNA of Heterotrigona itama, 1718 nucleotides long. The record is from the annotation of a GenBank genome assembly. NCBI's taxonomy places the organism in Eukaryota, Metazoa, Arthropoda, Insecta, Hymenoptera, Apidae.
AACAUGUUAGUCAUCCCUGGAAACGACAGACGCGAGGCGACAUGACGUUUUGUCGGUGACGCGACAACUUUCUGAUAUCGAACCGUAUCCACCGAUCAAGUAUUCUUUUACGUAUUGCGUUGAAGUAUCCUAGUUAUUGUUCGACGUUCAGUACUCUGAAAAUCAAUCAAAAAGUAAAAAGGGUGGCCAAAGUGAAAGUGACACGGUUGGAAAAGCGUCGCAGACAUUGCAUGUUCGCGAACUCUAUAUGACACAUAUCGCAUUGCGAAUUGUAUUGCGAGGGAUACAAAACUUAUGAAUUCAAAGUCGCGUGAUAAUACUAUUCUUACAAAAAUCAAGCAGAUGACUGUAUAUUACUUUAUAAAAUAAUUUUUCGUUGAUGUUAGACGUGUUUUUAUUUCAGUAUAUCAUCACGUUCUUUGUAAAAAGAUAUUAAUUCGCGAUAUAGCGACGUAUUUAUUUAUUGUUAAAAACAAUAUUGCAAAAAACAAAAAAGAUGGAUGAAACGAGGAAUUACAUAAACUUAGUAUUAACAGUUAAAAAAUAUCCAGCGUUGUAUGAUCUCAGCUGUAAUGACUACCAUAACAGAGUUGUACGAAAUAAAAUGUGGAGAGCAGUGGCACAAGAGGUGAACGCUUCUGCAGCGGAAUGCAAGGAGAAAUGGAAAAAUCUUCGGGCUAGUUUCAGUAGACAUUUAAGAAAUCAAAGUACGGCGAAUUCGAAAGUGAAGAGGCCGUAUUACAUGGCCGAUUAUAUGGACUUUUUACUUCCUUACAGCAAACUUCGUAGGCCAGAUGACAGUUUGAAUGAAGAAGGACCAAUAGUGCAAGAGAAUUGGAACGAAGAGGAAACCGCCUCUGACACAUCCUCCAAUUAUGAAAAAUUAAACAAAUCAGACCAAAAGAUGCCAGAGCCAGAAAGAGAGGGAGACACGAGGAACGAAGAAUACGCGUUCUCGAGGAGUAAAACAAUCAGGGUUACAGACGACCAAUUGUUGUCACACAGAUGCUUGGAUAAUUGUGUUCUCGCCAAUCGUCGAGACUUCGACGAAUCGAUCAACGACUCAGACUUGUUGUUCUUUAAAAGCUUGCUUCCAGACGUACGACAAAUGACGAGACAAGAGAAGAGAAGCUUUAAAAUAUCUGUAUUGAAUUUGAUCGAUAAGAUAUUAAACGAAAAGGAAUCGGGAAUGUCAAUCGAAAACGAUAUUUCUUGCUCGAUAGUGAAAAAUCAACAAGACGAAAGAGUUGAUCAAUUUUAAAUCAAAAGUUUUUAUAAAAGUUUGUAAUUAUUAUAAAUGAACGCAGAAUACUACAACGACUGAUAAAUUAUAUGUAUAUACAUACAUAUAUAUGCGAAAUUAAACACACGCAUCACACAUAUGUAUAUACACACAUAAACUUUAUAUAUAAAGAAUUAGGAAAUGUUAUUAGCACAAUUUACGUGGGAAACUUAUAUUCUAAAAUAAUUUGUAAUUUAUUAUAGUAUUAAUAUACUAUCAUUAAUAAGAAUUAAUAAAGUCAUAUAUAUUAUUAAAAUUAUGUACAGCAAUAAAAGACAAUUAAAAACAAAGUAUAGUCGGAUCUACACAAUUUCAUGAUUGGAUUUGGAAAAGGGAUCCUUCCCCUUCUCCUUUCUUCAGCUUGUUUUCGCAGCGUAGAAUAAAAAUACAUAUUUGCACAACCAAAGUAUUAUCUUGACGUGGUUGAGAAUCACUG